Aricia agestis (brown argus) is the source of this 3080-nucleotide messenger RNA. RefSeq names its product REST corepressor (gene CoRest). Gene Ontology annotation, biological process: negative regulation of DNA-templated transcription; regulation of transcription by RNA polymerase II. The transcript is spliced from 11 exons. NCBI's taxonomy places the organism in Eukaryota, Metazoa, Arthropoda, Insecta, Lepidoptera, Lycaenidae. The record is from RefSeq and is a predicted model, not a curated record. Gene Ontology annotation, molecular function: transcription corepressor activity. Gene Ontology annotation, cellular component: histone deacetylase complex; transcription regulator complex. The coding region runs from base 177 to 1742 and encodes 521 amino acids.
UAUCGUUGUCAAAUUAUUGAUGCGGUGGUUUGAAUCACGUUUGAAUUUAGGUGCGAAGCUUCGCAAAUAAAUAAUUUUAUUAGACGUAAUUAAUCACGAGUAACAUAUUGUGCAAAUGAAUAUCUAAAUAUUGUGUUUUAAGGUUCUUUCGAAAAACAGUGAAUUAGGAGAUAAUCAUGGUUCUCGCUGAACGCAGUAGUGAUGUUCGAAAUGGGAAACGAUCGAGAGGACCAAGCCCCAAUGGCCAUGGAAGUCCUGACUCAAGUUCUGAAGAUGAAAACGUAGUGCCAUUUGCAGCUGAGAAAAUAAGAGUGGGUCGAGAUUUCCAAGCUGUAUGUCCUGACCUGGAACCGGUGGAGCAACGAAAACCAGACCAGAUAUCCGACAGAGCAUUGCUUGUGUGGUCACCAACAUCAGAUAUCUCAGACAUCAAAUUGGAUGAAUACAUAACAACAGCAAAAGAGAAAUAUGGCUACAAUGGGGAACAAGCAUUGGGUAUGCUGUUUUGGCAUAAACAUGACCUCAAUAGAGCGUCCAUGGAUCUUGCUAAUUUUACACCAUUCCCUGAUGAAUGGACUGUUGAAGAUAAGGUGUUGUUUGAACAAGCAUUUCAGUUUCAUGGAAAAAGCUUUCAUCGAAUUCGACAAAUGCUUCCAGAUAAAUCGAUAGCAUCCUUAGUGAAGUAUUAUUACUCCUGGAAAAAGACAAGGGCAAGAACAUCUCUGAUGGACGUAGUGAGUGAGGGUCGAAACGCUACUGGCUCUGGAACUGGUAAACGGGAGUCGGGAGCUGGAUCGGAACCGGGCGGCUCUGACAAAGACUCCGACAAUGAUGAUAAGAAGUGGACUUUCCACCGUGGUAUAGUGAGAGGAGGGAAGGCGUUUGGUCCGACUCUCCGGGCUGCACAGAAUAGCGAGGAGGAUGGCGGCGGAGAGGCGGAAAAAAGGUGCACUGUUUGCGGCAUUCUGUGCUCCCAGACCACAGCGCACAACACCCAGAAGUUGUGCCAGGCAUGCCUAGUGCACGCCAGACGUACGGGCACGAUGCGGCCCCUGUGCGGGCCGAGCGGGCGGCGCGGGCCGGGCAAGCCGCGCGUCAAGCACCGCCUGCCCCGCGGCAUAUACAUCAACCACGACGACUUGGUCGCCAUGGCGACGGGGCCGCAGCCCGCCGACGCGCCGCAGCCCGGCCACGUUAACCGCGGCGAGGCCAUACUCAAGGCCAUGGACAGGGAGAUCGUGUCGUAUAAGAGACAAGUCCAGCAAAAUAAACAGCAGUUGAGCGCUAUGAAGCGGAAAGUGGGAGACAGUGGGGUGGAGGAAUUGAGACCUGGAGAGCCUCCGGCUAAGGUCAACUCUCGUUGGACUAAUGAGGAGCUGCUUAUGGCUGUCACGGCUGUCAGGAAAUAUGGCAAGGACUUCCAAGCGAUAGCGGAGACGCUGGGCACGAAGUCGGAGGCGCACGUGCGCACGUUCUUCAUCUCGUACCGCCGCCGCUACAACCUGGACGCCGUGCUGCGCGAGCACGAGGCGGACCGCGGCAAUGCCAAUCAUAUACAAGCUGGCAUUAUGAACACAGAAUCAACAGAAAACGACGUCGACACAAACAAUGGCACUAAAUCACCGCAGACAGCUAAGGAUGAAAAGACGGAGGUCGACAGCGAGGGAGUGGCCAUUGGCGCGUCCGCGGAGCAGGGCGGGCCCCCGACCACGCCCCCGCACAAGCACAAGCCCGCUAAGUGAUACCAUCACACCGCUAAGUGAUACCAUCACGCCGCCAAGCGGAAAUAACCUGCCCGCGUACAAUCUCCAAGUUCCAUCCAACCUACAUACGAGUUCUAUGGAUAAAAAUGGAUCAUGCUCAUACUUAAAGAAUGGAGGAACCAAAUACCACCAAAAGCAACAAUAAUUAAGAAGCCGAAUUUGCUAAAAAUCCUCUAACGAAACCCCUAUUUAGCAAGUUCUAAAACAUUCCAACUCUUGAUUGCUAACACACCUAAUCCAUAGUUUACAGUCUGUCAUCUAAAAUUGAAUUUACAAAAGAUUCCAGUUGCAAAUUGUAGGUGGUAUUAAAAUUUUGUAUUUGUCCUCUGUCACUAACAUGGCUAGACAUUUUUUUAUGCCAUAUAAUAUUAAUGCAAUAGAUUAAAAUUCGAUCUGCAAAUAGUCAUUGAUGGAAAUAUCUCAGAUAAAACCACUUAUGAUGUAAAUAAUACUUUACGAAAUAAGUAAAGUUAGCUUGUAUAUAGUGUAAAUAUUAGGCAUUAAAGUAAGGUUACAUUUAAGUUCAAUAAAACAUGAGAUUGUAUAGAUUUUGGGUAUGCAAUACAAGCCUGAAAAAUAAGAUUUAUAUUUACUAUGAUUACAAGUAUGUGCUUUUAUAUAAGUACCUUAAAAUAAUGUUAUAUUUCAAGAAACAUCUUUCUGUUACUCUUGUCCAAAGCUCUUAAUAUAGAGAAAGAGAAGAAUAAAACGAUAAGCAUUUAAUGAAGAUAGCGGUUUAAUAGGGACAGCACUUUAUUUUAUAUUUAGGUUUUCGUAAUUUCACAAUGUCAAAUAAUGGGAAACUAUUUUUUUUAUUUAGACACCAUAAACAGUUAUUCUAUUUGAAACCUUCGACGAUAGGUCAUUUGUGUGUUAUUAACUAAUUUUUCUAUUAAUCAAUGUUAACAGGUGGUUGGUAGCUUAAUUCUCUCCAUUGUAAAAAAAAAUUAUAUAAACGUAAAAUUUUAUACUUUAUUCCUAGUAGCUGAUAAAGGUAUAUGUUAUUGUAAAUAUUACAUUAAAAUUAUAUUCCUACGAGUGAUGUGAGUAUACGCUUACGGAGUGGUUUUUAUUGUGGCUGUUGUAUGGUGAAUUGGUCCCUGUUUAUUGACUUUAGGGGUUUUAAAUAAUAUGUACUAGUUACAACUGUUUUAAAAUAUACUGUCCAACACAUGUUAUCCACAAUUCAUACAAUGUGUAGUGAAAAAACUCAGUUUGGACACUGAUAUUUUGAGAUAAUUGUACUUUCCUAGUUAAUUAAGACUGAAAGAAAUGUUUGAAAGGUUCUAUAGCAAUAAAGUUUGCUUCUUCUGGCUU